This is a messenger RNA of Nelumbo nucifera (sacred lotus), 3538 nucleotides long. NCBI's taxonomy places the organism in Eukaryota, Viridiplantae, Streptophyta, Magnoliopsida, Proteales, Nelumbonaceae. The record is from RefSeq and is a predicted model, not a curated record.
UCUCCCUUAUGCCUUGGGUAUUGUGUCUCUUCGACUCUCUACAGUUCAUUCAAGGUGUUGGGAAGCUUCUCCCCCAAACUUUCUCGAGCUUAAUUUUGAUGGGACUUCUAAUCAUUUGGUGUGGGUGGAGCUGGUUUCAUUUUACAGAACGUGCAUAACAAAAGCUUAACUUGCCUCUUGGAGUUGGAGACCCACUUCUGCUCGAAGCUCAGGCAGCCCGCUUAGCUCUCCUUUUUGCAGUAGAAUUGGGAGUCUCUUUUAUCAUUCUCGAGCGAGGGAGAUUCUUCGUCUCAGACAUCUUUAAAGAUUGCAAACUCCUUAUGUCGAGCAUCCCUCACUGUUCGGUUCAUUGGAUCUCUCGUGGCCGUGGGGCUAACCAUGCAGCGCACAAAUUGGCCACUCUUCUCUUUUUACUUGGUCUUUGCCCCCUGAAUUUCUUAUUGAUACUUUUGUCUUCGUAUUGUAAUACCGAGCAGUUUUCUUAAUGAAGUAAGCUGUCAUCACUCUGAUGACAGGCUUGCUUGCCUUCAAAAAAUAUAUUUAACCAGCAUAUAACGGUCGUUUCGUUUGUUAAGUUAACCGAUGGUAUGCUAAUUGGUCGACCAAUGGAGGGGCAAAGUAUUGGAAUAUGAGAAUUCAAGGGGCUUUGUGUCGCUGCCCCAAAUUACGGAGAGUGAAGCUGCAGUGAUUGAGAGAGAAAGUCAGUGGUUUUCCAUGGACGUUAACGGAAAAGCUACUCUGAACACUGACAAAACGGUCGCAAAGAGGAACGCUAAUGAUGGGGUUGAAGUGGUUGUAAUGAUCUCAGGCGAAGGAGAAGCUUCGGAAGCGAACAGAGAAGCUAAAACACGCAUAUCAAAAGAUGCAGGAGCUUGUUACUCCUAUUUGAAGGAUUCAGAAGCUUUAGCUCGGAAGAAUACUAGCUUGGGAUCUCCAGCUUCAAAUGCAGGACCCUCGGAGCUGGACGGACUUAAAUCCGAAAUGCAACUGUCAACACUCAUGAGCUGCCCUUAUCCAGAUAUGCCAGAGGUUGUUCCAAGUGCAAACAAGCCUCCCAAAAUCUCAACAGAAGGCUUAGUUCAGAGAAAGUCGAUGUCGAGGUCUGUUUUUUCCAAACCCAAAUCUAGAUUUGUUGAUUUGUCUGGUCCUACUACAGUGAAUCUGGUUGAAGAGAACACCUUACCGAACCAAGCUUCCAAACCGCCGUACCUGUCAUCGCCUAAAAGGGCUUCUCCGACUAAUAGUAUCACUUCCACAACUCCCAGAGAAAAUUUACGGACAGCUCCUGUGACACCAAAAACGCCAUUGAUGGCGUCACCUGGGCGAAUAGGAGAAGAUGAUGAUGACGAAGAUAUUUACAAAAACGUUCCAGUGGAGAAAAAACCACGCAAGAAACUGAAAAUUAGGCUUCUAAUUGAGUGGAUUCCUUUUAUAUGCCUUAUGAGUUUCCUAGUUGCGAGCUUAACCGUCCACAAGUUGGAAAACACCAUGAUUUGGGGUUUGGGAAUUUGGAAAUGGUGUGUACUGGUAAUGGUUAUAUUCUGUGGUAGAUUGGUUACGGAGUGGUUUAUUAAUGUUUUGGUUUUCUUGAUUGAAAAGAACUUCUUGCUUAGGAAGAAGGUUCUUUAUUUUGUCUAUGGGUUGAAAAAAAGUGUUCAGGUCUGCAUUUGGUUGGGUUUGGUUCUUCUUACUUGGGCUUUGUUGAUCAACCGUGGUGUCAAACGAUCGGCGCACACUACAAAGAUUCUGAAUUAUGUCUCUAGAGCUUUAGCAUCUUCUCUGAUCGGAGCAGUUAUAUGGAUGAUAAAGACUUUGUUGCUAAAGAUAUUAGCUUCUUCUUUCCAUGUUACUACAUUCUUUGAUCGGAUUCAAGAAUCAAUCUUCCAUCAAUAUGUCCUUCAGAUCCUCUCUGGGCCUCCAUUGAUGGAGUUAGCAGAGAGGGUUGGAAGCUCAGAUAGUACGGGGCAAUUGAAUUUCAGGAAUGCAAAGAAAGGAAAAGAGGGGGAAGGACAAGAAGUCAUUGAUGUUGUGAAGCUUCAAAAAAUGAAGCAAGAGAAGGUUUCUGCUUGGACCAUGAGGGGGCUUAUUGAUGUGAUAAGGACUUCAGGAUUGUCAACAAUCUCAAAUACACUUGAUGAGAGCAUUGAUGAUGAAGGAGGUCAGCAGAAAGACAAGGAAAUCACCAGUGAGUGGGAAGCAAAAGUUGCUGCUUAUCAGAUUUUCAGGAACGUUGCAAAGCCUGGUAGCAAAUAUAUUGAGGAAGAGGACCUCCAGAGAUUCUUGAAAAAGGAGGAAGUAGGUAAUGUACUGCAAUUGUUUGAAGGAGCUGCUGAGACCAGAAAGAUUAAGAAAUCAGCUUUAAGGAACUGGGUGGUAAAAGUUUACCUUGAACGCAAGUCACUAGCACAUUCCUUAAAUGAUACAAAUACAGCUGUAAGACAGUUGAAUAAAGUAGUCUCUGCAGUUGUCAUUGUGGUGAUUAUUAUUGCGUGGCUUCUUUUGAUGGGAAUUGUUACUACCCAAGUGCUUGUCUUCAUCUCAUCUCAGCUUUUUCUGGUGGUUUUCAUGUUUGGAAACACCUGCAAGACAGUAUUUGAAGCUAUCAUAUUUGUGUUUGUGAUGCACCCAUUUGAUGUUGGUGACCGUUGUGUCAUUGAUGGGGUUCAGAUGAUUGUUGAAGAGAUGAACAUUCUAACCACAGUCUUCUUGAGAUAUGACAAUGAAAAGAUAUACUAUCCAAAUUCAGUCUUGGCUACAAAACCAAUCAGCAAUUUCUAUAGAAGCCCAGAAAUGAGUGACUCUGUUGAGUUCUCUGUUGAUUUUUCAACUUCAGUGGAAAGUCUUGGAGCUCUAAAAACUAGAAUAAAAGCGUAUAUAGAUAACAAACCACAGCACUGGCAUCCUAACCAUAGUGUGGUGGUGAAGGAGAUUGAGGAUGUGAACAAGAUGAAGAUGGCUCUCUAUGUUCUUCAUACCAUGAACCAUCAGAAUUAUGGGGAGAAGACCAAAAGGAGAUCUGAACUAGUUGUUGAGCUGAAGAAAAUAUUUGAAGAGCUUGACAUUAAGUAUCAUCUUCUACCUCAAGAAGUUCACCUGAACUAUAUAGGGUCUUCAACAACUCCAGCAGCUAUUGGACGGUGAUGAUGGCGAGAGCUAUGGUGUAUGAUUCCAGUUAUUUUGCUACAUGUGUGAUGAGAGUACAUGACUAUCUCAGAUUAUGUAAAACAGGUUUUAACAGAGUGGGAGGUGACUUGGUGGUUGAGGAAAUGUUCAAGUGAGACUGGACUUAUCGACUUCAGUUUCUGAUUUGGAAAUCAAGCAUUCACGUGGAUUUUUGUAUCUGUAGAAAUACAAAGUUUGCGUUUAUUAUUUCAUUUUUUUCAUGUCAUUCUUUCAAUCUUUGAAUGUUACCUCUACUGCUUGUGCCCUGAGUGAGGACUUGAUUUAAUAUAGCUUUGCGUUCAAUUGUCAGCUGGUACCUUUAAUUGGGCCCUGAUUGAGGAAAUGUUCAGCUUGUGCCCUGAGCUUUGGAGUUUGA